Messenger RNA from Fragaria vesca subsp. vesca, 1778 nucleotides. RefSeq lists its product as uncharacterized. The record is from RefSeq and is a predicted model, not a curated record. Gene Ontology annotation, cellular component: cytoplasm; intracellular membrane-bounded organelle; vesicle. Gene Ontology annotation, biological process: clathrin-dependent endocytosis; clathrin coat disassembly. Gene Ontology annotation, molecular function: clathrin binding. The transcript is spliced from 6 exons. Lineage: Eukaryota; Viridiplantae; Streptophyta; Magnoliopsida; Rosales; Rosaceae. Bases 97 to 1596 code for a protein of 499 amino acids.
AAAAGUCGAUUACUUCUGUGGCAAAGUUCCCUUUGUUCUUCUUCAUCUAUAUAUACAAAACCACAACUCAUUAUCUUUCACUGUGCAUAAAUUUCUAUGGAUGAUUCCUGGCGCAUGCGCAUGGGAAUGCCGAGCAUGCCCGGCCGGCACUCUGGCGCCGACCGGACCUCAACGCACUCGGUAUUCCCGGCUUAUUCGGAUGUGGCAACAAAUCUUCAAGCGGACGACUUUGCCGACGUGUUUGGGGGUCCUCCACGUAGCGUCCUCCCGCGCCAAUCUUCCGGCUGCUCCACUUCGUUCUUUGAGGAGAUUUUCAGGCCGGAGUUCGUUUCUACAUCGGAGAAGAGCGGCCGCAGCUUGCCGGAGUUCAGGAUUCCGACGAGGAGCGAGGGGUUCUAUAGUGAUAUCUUCGGGUCGGACGACGAGUUCCAGCGGAGGUCUAGAGAGCGGUCGAGGCCGAACUCUAAAGCCAAGUCGAAUUCUUCUUCGGUGUUGAGCUCGGAGGAGCUGAGUCCUCUCCGGCGGGUCAUCGGCGAUGACGUGGCGUUGUCGUCGUUUGCUUCUAAGCUCAGCAAAUUGGAAUUUAGCAACGAAGUUCUUGAUUGCCACAGGCCAAUAAAUGUACGAUGGGAUUCAUCGACUAUGAAGCCCGCCAAGGAACAUUCAAAGAAACUAGGCGUACCGGCAGGUGUUCGUUGCAGUCAUAUACCUUCAUUCACUGAAAACAAAAGUAACGAAAACGAUUACUACGAACAUACUAGAGCCUCCUACUUUGGAUUCACACGAAAGGUUUUGUCCCCGGAAACCAUCAGUAUCGAACCAAGUUCAUUUCGAAGCGUCAAGCUAUCUACGGAGGAUCUUGAACUACUCAACUCCCCUUCAUCGGAAGUCUCUUCGAUUUGUCAGGAACAUGAGGCCAAACCGGGGAUUCUUCAUGAUCAUGUUUUUCCCGGAAAAGAAGUGGGGGUGACAGAACAAGAAGAACUAGAUGAUGAAGAUGAUGAUGAAGAAGAUGACGAUGAUGAUGAAGAUGAAGUAAUGAGCUCGUAUGUGAUUGAGAUCAAUUCUGACCACAGAGAGGGUACAUAUGAAGAAGUUAACCUUGAAGAAGCAAUUGCUUGGGCUAAAGAGAAGUUUCAAACGCAUAGUGCUUCUGAAAAGGAAUCAAGCAUGACAGCUCAUGAUCACAAUGAACAGUCCAUUGAAUUGGAAGAAGGAAGGCCUAAUGUGGAUGAAUGCUUGGAUCGACAGAGAGAUGAACACGAAAUGACUAGAACUCCUGAGAUGGAGCUGGAGUUCUUGGAUGAAGACGUAAGGUUAUGGUCAGCUGGGAAGGAAUCGAACAUUCGCAUGCUUCUUUCAACACUGGAGCAGAUUCUAUGGCCCAACAGUGGAUGGUAUACAAUACCUCUGACAAGCCUAAUAGAAAGUUCACAGGUCAAGAAAGCCUAUCAAAAGGCAAGACUGUGUCUCCACCCUGACAAACUGCAACAAAGAUCAGCAACACCAGCUCAAAAAUAUGUUGCUCAGAAAGCUUUCGCCAUUCUACAGGAUGCAUGGGAAUUAUUCAUCUCCCAAGAUGUGUUCAUUAUCUAGUGGAUGAUCACAACGCUUGAAACUCAGUUUUGACUUGAAGAUUACAAUUAAACUACGUGCAAGCUUUUAGAUAUCCAUCAUAUAUAUAUUGAACAAUAUCGACCUUAUUUUUCAUUGUAGACUUUGUAUAUGUGAGAUAUAUGAACAUUGUUGAAUUAACUACAGCUGGUAUUUCGAAUUCU